Messenger RNA from Dichotomopilus funicola, 1356 nucleotides. RefSeq names its product oxidoreductase AflY. Gene Ontology annotation, molecular function: oxidoreductase activity. NCBI's taxonomy places the organism in Eukaryota, Fungi, Ascomycota, Sordariomycetes, Sordariales, Chaetomiaceae. The record is from RefSeq and is a predicted model, not a curated record. The coding region runs from base 1 to 1356 and encodes 451 amino acids. The transcript has a single exon.
AUGUCAGCCAACGGAACUUCCACCGGGUCCAUCCGCAUCUCCUCAGGCCAUCUCGGCCUAGGCCGUGUCUCGGACAACCCGGCCGGUGCCAUCGAGCGGGCCAACGAGCUUCUGCAGAAAAACCACGACAAGUACCACAUCUUUUGGCGUGAUGUGGGUGGACACAACCACCUCCCGCACUCAGUGCUGAGCGUCCUGGCCCUUGGUGGCGGUCCGGACGAGGUCCAGCGUGCGUUUGACGAUGGUGUUGCCAUCCAGCGUCCGAUUCCGCCCCUGGACACCGCCGUCGCCCAUGACCUCAAGGACCCUUCCACCUUCGCCGCUCACAUCGGCGACAUCAACCAGUACACCAACUACCUCGCCUUCUUCGAACAGGAAAUCGCCGCCAAGGGCUGGCGCGAAGUCCUGCAGGAGCACGUCUUCAGCGGCACCCCCAACGCCGAGCGCAUUUUUGCCCAGCUGUACGAGGGCGCCCACCAUCCCAUCAUCCACCUCGGCUUCGGCGUCGAAUUCGAACUGCCGGGCAUCAUCGCCGAGGGCCUCGCCCAAGCUGCCGUGCACGACUCGGCCAACCUGGAAGGCUUCUACCACGAGAGCGAGAAAAUAGCCGCCUCAGCCAACACCCCCGUCAAGUCUCUCCUCGCGCUGUACGACGAGGUUCGCGCGACCCCCAAGAUCGCCACAGCCGCCCUCAUCCAGCAGGGUCCCGUCCGCGUGCGGGAGGGUGUGAUCGCGCGCGCCGGCAGCGAGAUCGCAGCCGUAGCGGCGCAGUGGCGUGUCGCGAACAGCGAGGAAGCGCUGGAGCGGGCAGUGGCCGAGUCGGCCAAUAUCGCGGCGUACUCGGCGGGCGCGGCACAGCGGCCGGGAAAGAAGCGGCGGAUCGAUUUUUUCCAUAUGCACAACGUCAACGCGAGCAUCUUUUUCACCGCGCUGAUCCGGCAGCCGUGGAUUUCUCUCGCCGACAAGGUCAAGCUUGUCGAGCGGAAGGCCCGGACGGAUCUCGUGUGGUAUGCUGCGAGCUCGGCGCCGGAGCUGCGGCCGGAGUUUGUUAGGGAGUACGCUCCGACGCUUAGUUCUGGUGUCAAGGCCGGGGACUGGCAGGGGCUGUACAAGCUGGUGAAUGUUGCGCAGGAUGACGGGCAUCUGGCCAAGUUUGUGCGGGCGCUGAAGAACGGCGAGGAGAUCUCGCGCGGGUUUGAGACGGGUGAGGGGGCUGACGACUUCCCGGUGAAGGGAGAUGCUUGGUUUAGGCUGGCGCAGGUGGCUUACGACACGACCUUGAACCAGGCCGAGGAUGACAAGUGGAUUUGGGGAUCUGGGUUUGAUCCGUUGUGGGCAAAGGUUCCUGCUGCCUAA